AAAAAUCUAUUGGAAAGAAUUGAUCACAAUUUGAAACAUAAGGACUCAUCCAAUGGCAGUAACCUUAAGGACGACCUCAAGACACUGCUAACUGUCCUCCAAUGUCCAGUGUUUGCCAGUAUUAUUGCUAUACAAGAAUCGAUAGAUGAGCUCAAAGAGCAACUGUUAAGACACCCGUCGAUACUUCCGGUCGACUUUGACAUCUCUCCGCUGACGGGUCAGCUCAUGCUAACCGUGCCCUCAGACACAAACAACUUGAUUGCUGCCAAUGAGGACUCAUAUGAGCCGAGCUCUGAUCCCGAACAGAGCUAUGAGUUUGAUUGUCGACCAGAACUGGUUGUCCGUCAAAACAAUCACUUGAACGAGAUGUGUGUUCAGCCCGAACCCGAUUAUGUCAAUAUAUCCGCUCAGUUGGGUCGGGUGUCAUAUCCGGCGUAUUCGCUGUCAACGAUGGGCACCGAUAACGCCGAA
Medioppia subpectinata is the source of this 471-nucleotide messenger RNA. The record is from the annotation of a GenBank genome assembly. NCBI's taxonomy places the organism in Eukaryota, Metazoa, Arthropoda, Arachnida, Sarcoptiformes, Oppiidae.